Molecule: messenger RNA, 300 nt
Organism: Oppiella nova
Lineage: Eukaryota; Metazoa; Arthropoda; Arachnida; Sarcoptiformes; Oppiidae
Source: the annotation of a GenBank genome assembly
AUGCCGGCCCUUUGCAUCUGUAAUAACAAUGACCCGAACCGAAGGGCCAGCAAAGAGUUGGAUAAGAAGAUUAACGUUUGGAUGAAACAGUACCGGAAAUCUAUUAAAUUACUCCUUUUAGGUGCCGGUGAAAGUGGAAAGACCACUAUUAUUAAACAAAUGAAAAUUCUUCACAUCGAAGGCUUUUCGGACGCCGAAAGGAAAGAGAAAGUGCUUGAAAUCAGAUGUAAUUUAUUAGAAGCCAUUAAAGAAUUGACAGAAAACAUGCCGUACUUAAAGCCACCGAUUACUUUGCACAAC